GAUGAGAGCUGCUUAGAAACGCGCAGACGGAGAAGGAGCCUCUGUGGUCCAGGCUGCGCGGUGCCAUCAGCAUUAGACGGAGGCAGGAGGACAACAGCAGCACCUCUGGGAAAGCCCUGCUCAGUACAGGAUGAAGUUCGUGGUGGUUCUGGUCGGAGCGGGGACCCUGGCCUUCCUCGGGGCCGUCAUCUGCAUCAUAGCCAGUGUUUAUCCGAGGAAACGCGCCGCGGCUCUGGGUGACAACAGCACCCUGACAUCGGAGAGCCUGCUCCAGCCUCUGGAGCCCGGAUCCGUGGCCCACGCCGGGCCGCUGGGGGCUCUGCACGGCUCCGAGUCCUACGACGGAGGGAACGGACUCGGCGGCAUCGGCCUGGAGGUCCCGACUCUAAACGAACUGAACCUGGGGGAGCAGACCGGGGGAGGGUCGGCCAAACAGUUCAGCUUCAGCCGGCUCAUCUGCACACCUGUACCUGUGGGAGAAUGCAAGAGCAAGGACCUGAGGCAGAGGCGGGACAAGGAGCGGCAGCAGGCGGAUGAGCCGAUGCUCGGGGACGGGGACGAGGACUGGACGUACCUGCGCACCACCGCGGAGGAGCUCCAGCAGAUGGUCCUCCAGCAGAACGACCAGAUCCUCAUGGACCAGAGGACCAUCCGGGAACUGACAGGGAAGCUGAGUGAGUGUGAGAGCGGCCUGGAGGAUGAGAGGACCGUCCCGGAGCGGAGCAUCGGGGUUUGGAGCGGGAACCGGCGCAUCAUGGCCGGGGACGAGGUGGGAUCUUCGGCCGCGGCGCAGCUGCAGACGGCGCGGGCUGUGGAGGAGCUGGCGAGGGCCAUCAUGGACCUGAAGGACCGCAUCGAGAAACUGGAGGCGGAGAUUGGCCCUGCUGCCUUGAAUCUCACCGACACAUCUGCAGGGGCCUCAACCACCAGCAGCAGCAGCAGCAGCAGUGGUAGCAGUGGUAGCAGCCCACCUGUUAAUGCCGGCAAAGCCCCCGCCUCACCCACCAGCAGUGGCUCCUCUCCACCUGUCCAAGGCCCACCAGGUGGCCGCCGACCAGCCCCUCCAGCUGCCCCCGGACCCAGACCCCCGGCCAAGGGCACCCCUGGGCGUGGAAAGGGCCCCUGGAGGGUGGAGGACCUGGAGGGGGAGCUGGAGAGAAAGAUAAAGAUGCUGGAGAAGGAACGUCAGGCCAUGAGGAAGGAGACGCAGGGACAACACGAGAAGAUCAACCAGGGCAUCGACACGGUCAACCACCGCGUCUCCGAGCUGGAGCACACUCUGACAGAGCCUUCAUUCCCAGAUGGCUUUGUUCUCUCCUUCCCCAUGCGAACCAACUACAUGUAUGGCCUGGUUAGGAAAGAGAUAACUGAGAUGUACGCCUUCACUGCCUGUGUAUGGCUGAAGGCUAAAGAGGGGGGGAUCGGGACCCCCUUCUCCUACUCAGUGCCGGGUCAGCCUAAUGAGCUGGUGCUGCUACAGGGAGUCCACAACCCCGUGGAGCUGCUCAUCAAUGACAAGGUGGCCCAGCUGCCACUGAACCUGCCACAGGAUGAGUGGCAGCACAUCUGUGUGAGCUGGACUCUGAGGGAUGGAGUGUGGAAGGCCUACCAGGGUGGAAAAAUGAAGGGGAGAGGAGAGGGACUGGCUGCCUGGCAUCCCAUCAAACCUGGUGGAGUCCUUAUACUGGGCCAGGAACAGGUCAGACAUGGACAGGUGGAUGGUCACUUAGCAGCAUUAGCUAGUGACACACUGGGUGGGCGUUUCGAUGCCUCGCAGGCGCUGGUUGGUGAGCUGUCCCAGUUCAAUCUGUGGGACCGUGUGCUGAAGCCUGCAGAGGUGGCUGCCCUGGCCGACUGCAGCUCCUCAGCGCUGGGCAACAUCGCACCCUGGACCGACCAUGACGUGGACGUCUACGGCGGAGCCACCAAGGAGUCUUUGGACCCCUGCCACGCUGCCCAGAGAUCUAACCCCUCCAGCCCCAAACAGUGAAGGGUGCCUGGGUGAAGUGGGUACACAAAAAUGUUCAUGUUCUUCUAAAGGUCAAUUUGGUAGCAGACUUAAGAAAAGCAUAAAGGUGUAACACACUGGGUUUUAUAUUGGUUUAUUUGGGGAUUGGAAGCUUGCUGGUGGAAACAGAGCUAAAUUUGAUGGAGCUAUUAAAUAGUUAAUUCCGAGCGGUGUAUUUGUUUUGUUAUCUGUGUUGAUGUUAUUGCUCAUGUGUUUAUAACUGCAGUGAGAUACAGUAAGUUUAGUCACAGAAUCACCUUAGUGAAAGCAGCAUGAGUUGACCGAAGUUGACUAGGAGUCUAAUGGAUGGAUGUUCCAUAACAGGUUGAUGACGGCUGAAGUUAGACGAGUAGAGAUAAUAGAAAUAACCUACUCAGUUACUUGGUGGUGAGAGCUUUGGUGCAUUUAAGUACAGUUAUUUAAUAAAUAACCUUUAAAGAUGCCAUAUCAAAUGCUUUCUUAAUUUUGCAACAAAGCAACACAGAGUUUUGUCUCUUCUCAUAUUGUGUCCAGAUAGUUGUGUUUAUUGCUGAAUCAUUGCUUCUUUAUGGUUUCAUUGGUUUUCACACUCAACUAGAAACUGGAGUUUUGUUCAUAAGUAACUCUAUAUGACCCUGUUGAGUGACAUUUGUGUACUUUACAUUUUGUAAUUUGCACAUCAUGAUUUGGUACAAUAUUGGUCUUCUAAAUGUAUAUUGUGAUAUAUGUAUCUGCUAAUGUUGCUCUGUGCUAGUCUGCCACCCCCCACAUCACUCACAGCCUUGUGAUGCCAAGUCUCAGUGCAUUCAUGUACAACUUACAACUUUAUAAUAAACUCUGUUUCAGCACCAGUUGAUCAGACAUUGAGAUUGUGACAAACCUGACUCAGUUCGGUAAAAAUGUGUUGUACCCUUGAAUGUAAACCAGCUGAAAUGUAAAUGUAACUGCAUGAGAAAUGUGUUUUCAGCAAAGUCACAUUUCCUGUCACAGAAACAACUGAAAUGUGAACUUGUACCGGUGUCCUGAAACUGCACCUACAUUGAAUGCCUCUUGUUUAACUUAAGCCACAUCAAUUUUGACAAAGAAUAAUUGAUGACCAUUUUGGAUGACAUCUAAUUCAGCAUUGAAGAUGAGUGCAAAGGACUUUAUUUUUUACCUGAGGGUAGUGUUGUAGUGGAGACCUUCUCCACCAGAAGACCAGAAAGGAUACUAAGCUCAGACCAGAUGGAAAACAAGGUCAUUAUGGUAACUAGGUUUGUUCCAAUACUAUCAAAAGUAGAUGAUUGAUAUGUACUCACUUUUCUUUUCAUAACAAUGACAUAAUGACCAACUUCUGGAAGGUUAUCUAGCACACAGGGGGAAGGCUGGGUUGAAACAGCUCUGAAAUUAGCUAAAGGUGGCACAAUUUUAUGUCCAUUAGCCUUUUGUGGCAUAGUCAGUGUUAAUCUUGGGCAAGAAUCUAACUUUAAUAACAAUAAUUUGUCCUCACAUUUCUGAUGCUGUCUCAGAUCUUGCAGAUAUUCUAGAUUAGCAACUAUGUUCACCGUGUAAACAUGCUAAACAUGCAGUUCAGGUGGAUAAAAUGUAUAGCUUCCAAUAUUUUCCACUUAUGUUUUUUUUUUUUUUUUUUUUUUUUUUAACAUCAAAUUACAGUAAAGAAACUAAGAAAUAAAUCAGCACAGUUCAGUGACAUCCCUAUAGACCUCUUCUUUCAAGAUGAAGAUCAGACUAGUUAUAAAUAUAUUUGACUCGAAAACAGUAGCAAGACCUUCAUAAUGACCAAGACUGAUCUGCGCUACAACACUACCUGAAGGUGAACAUGAAGUCUUCCAUCCUCAUUGCAAACCAAACUAUAAAACAGAAAUAAAAAUCUA
Messenger RNA from Sphaeramia orbicularis (orbiculate cardinalfish), 3861 nucleotides. RefSeq names its product neuronal pentraxin receptor b (gene nptxrb). The record is from RefSeq and is a predicted model, not a curated record. The coding region runs from base 131 to 1990 and encodes 619 amino acids. The transcript has 6 exons. NCBI's taxonomy places the organism in Eukaryota, Metazoa, Chordata, Actinopteri, Kurtiformes, Apogonidae.